Messenger RNA from Ambispora gerdemannii, 213 nucleotides. Lineage: Eukaryota; Fungi; Glomeromycota; Glomeromycetes; Archaeosporales; Ambisporaceae. The record is from the annotation of a GenBank genome assembly.
AUGGAUAAAGUGAAAUCUGUUCCUGCGCUUUCCCGCCUUGCCGUUUCGUCUAAAUCGCGUCAUCUUUUCAAAGAAUAUUUGAAUGUUCUUCCUCAAAUCAAUUUCAACCUUUAUCCACAAUACGGGGAAGGUGUGCAAGGUUUGACACAGGAUUCUUUUGUCGAGUUGAAAGAGGCGAUGUUUGAUCUCUGUGAUAUCUAUGAGGCGGAUUGA